AUGGCCAUCUCAGACUCCCACAUCACCGAUCCUGUCCUCCUCUCAGUCCUUGCCGCAGCAUCAACCGCACGCGCUCAAUCCCUCGAACUACUGGACAUAAUCGCGGCAGCCAAGAACUCUUCCCAAGACACCGAAGACGCUGUCGCCGACUCAUCCCGCAAACUCACAGCCCGAAUCGCGCAGCUACGUGGCCUCAAUCGCAAAGCAAUAGUGAGCGUCCGAAACACGAAACAAGAAACCACCGAAGCGAGGCAGGAGAUUGAUGCGCUACAUUUGGUACUGCAAAACCUGUACUAUGAGCAGAGACAUCUGAGAGGAGAGAUCAGGGGCUGCGAAGGAUUCGACCACAAAUACCAACGCCUCCCGAUGCUGGCUGCUGAAGACUUCAUUGAGGCGCAUCCCGAAGCAGCAGAGAUGUCUGAACACGAUCUCACGAUUGCGCGGAUUGAGGAUGAACAUCGUGCGCGGCAGGCGCUAGAGGAGCAGAGAUUGGAGUUGGUGAAGAAGAAGGAGGCUUUAGUGAAGGAGACCAAUGCAAAGAAGGAGGAGUUGGGCAAGCUGGAUAUGGAAGUGGAGAAAUGGGUCGGUGGGCUCGACGGCGUGAAGAGCAUCUUCGAAGCGAGGGAGAAGAAAGAAAGGGAACGAUUGGAGAAGGAGAAUGAGAAGAUGGAGGAAGAAAAUGGCACUUGA
Zymoseptoria tritici IPO323 is the source of this 690-nucleotide messenger RNA. RefSeq lists its product as uncharacterized. Gene Ontology annotation, biological process: positive regulation of DNA-templated transcription, elongation; mRNA export from nucleus. The coding region runs from base 1 to 690 and encodes 229 amino acids. The record is from RefSeq and is a predicted model, not a curated record. Gene Ontology annotation, molecular function: mRNA binding. The transcript has 2 exons. Gene Ontology annotation, cellular component: THO complex part of transcription export complex. Lineage: Eukaryota; Fungi; Ascomycota; Dothideomycetes; Mycosphaerellales; Mycosphaerellaceae.